UUGAGGGUUAGUCCGUGUUGCGCCGUUGAAUGAAGCAGUUCACUCAGCCUUUCAAUAGAAACAAAUUGUGUUUACAACGGUAUUAAGCUGUUUUUAAUACGUCGAUGAAGGAUUUUAAGUUUACUACGACGACACAGUUCAAGUAAUGAAUAUUUGAAUAUUUACUGGUAUUUUGGACAUUUUUCUUGGGACAUUAUUGAAAAGUGUUGGUUAACAAUUGGUUGAGAAGUUUGAUGAUGACACAGACUUGCAAUCAGAAGCGCAAUGCUUACAGCAUUGAACAACUACUUGGUCAUUCGACGAAAAAUGAAGAUGAUUCGAGACCAUCACAAACGGUGGGUCAUCUCUCCACCGAUGAUGAGGAACUACUUGCGGGUAGUCAGGGAUAUAAUUCAGUGGUGCCAGUAAAAAUAGAUGACAUGGAUAGACCAAAAAAGGUCAGAAGAUCGAGAACAACAUUUACAACUCAUCAGUUACAUCAGUUGGAGAAAGCAUUUGAGAAAACUCAGUAUCCAGAUGUCAAUUACAGGGAAUCACUAGCUUCCAAUUUAGAAUUGUCCGAGGCUCGAGUUCAGGUAUGGUUUCAAAAUCGUCGUGCUAAAUGGCGAAAGAAGGAAAAAAUUCUGGGGCGUGAGCCAACUUAUAUGCACGUUGGACAAGGAGAUGUCAAUGAAUUAUCUCUUCACGCCCAUUUUCUCCAAUCGGCUGGAAUCCCAGGUGGAAAUCCAUCGGGGCCUCCCAAUAGUUUUCUCUGGCCAGCUCUGAUGCCACCGAUGUUCACAGCCCCAUGGCUAUCUAAUGCUCUGAAGAUGCCCCAACUCCAUGCAAUACUAUCUCAAUAUAAUGGACUGGGUCCCCAAAACCUCGCAUCCCUUAUUCCACCGGGAUUUCCAUCAAAUAUUCUAGCGCAAUCGCAAAUUCAACAUCCUCAACAUGGACGAGGACCUCAACAUCCUCUUCUCGUUGACAUUCAAAAUAUUCCGCAGAAUUUGAGCUCGAAGCAUCAACCGGAACGUGAUGAUGAUUCAGCUUCCUCUGACGAUGAGAUGAGGAGACAGGUGCAGAGCGCUCAUGGCCUCAGGGCUAAGGCCGAAGAAGUCAUUCGCAAGUCUGGUAAUUAGGGGAUGAGCGGUUUGGCAGGUUACCAUUGACACUCAGAGUCAUUACCGCGAAAUAUUUGACGAUUGUUGGGGGUUUUCGGCAAUUUCCUCUUUUGUUGAUCGUUUUAUUGGAUUUCACUGUGGAAUUUGCGAGAAUUGCGAGGGUUUUUUUUAGGAGAGAUGAGGGCUUCUUCAUUUUUGGGAGUUGUGCGGGGACAUCUUUAUUAUUUCAUGCGAACAAUUCUGGGAAAUUGAUCAAGUAUCGAUUUUUUGUGAAACAUUUUGUUCUUGGAAAUAAAGAAUCAAAGUCGUUAAGAAAAUAAACGAUUGAUAGUGAAUGAUUAAGAAAUUAUUAAACUAUUCGAUUAAAUUGAAAGUUUAAUGAAAAUGAUUUUGAAUAUUUGCUUGCAAAUAUUCAAAAUCAUUCAAUUUAAUUGUUUGAAAUAUAGGCUCGAUCGUUCUGAAAAUACGCCCAAUCGUCGCAUAAUUCCAUAAAAAAACGAAGAGAUUCUGCUCUGUUUGUUCUGCUUUGCUCUGUUCGACUAGUCUUGUUUUGUUGAUUCACGCGAAAUCUCGUGCAUAUUUAAACAAUUAAAUUCAAUUGUGUGUAUCGUAUUUAACCUCAACAUGGCCAUUCACCACACAUGCGCAUAUUUCACUGAUGUUAACGAUACUCACCACGAAUAGUCGAUUGUGCGGUUUCGAUAAACAAUACACCUGUGGUUCCUGGAUUUUCUCUUUACACUUGUGUCUGGUUAUCUAUCCAUUCGUCGAGUAAAGUAAACAAAUGAGUGAAGAUGUCCCGGACGAUACCCGAGGAUUGAUAAAACCACCCAAUUUUUGUACAAUAAACGUUGUAUCAUAAAUAUCAAUAACCAUGUAAAUAUGUAGGUAUUGAAUUAUUAUAAUAUUUCAUGAAGGGGAGGAGUGGUGGGAGAAUGAAAAUACAUGAGAAUAUAAAACAUA
Messenger RNA from Diachasmimorpha longicaudata, 2066 nucleotides. RefSeq names its product retinal homeobox protein Rx1-like (gene hbn). Gene Ontology annotation, molecular function: DNA-binding transcription factor activity, RNA polymerase II-specific; RNA polymerase II transcription regulatory region sequence-specific DNA binding. Bases 234 to 1121 code for a protein of 295 amino acids. The transcript has 4 exons. NCBI's taxonomy places the organism in Eukaryota, Metazoa, Arthropoda, Insecta, Hymenoptera, Braconidae. The record is from RefSeq and is a predicted model, not a curated record. Gene Ontology annotation, biological process: regulation of transcription by RNA polymerase II.